AUCUAAGCCUCCUUUAACCUAGAAUUCUCUUCCCAUCUCAAAGGUAGGUUUAUCGAACACUGCAGAGCUGCAAUGGGACGUGUGAUCCGUGCGCAGCGUAAGGGUGCGGGCUCAGUCUUCAAGUCCCACACCCACCACCGCAAGGGACCGGCUCGCUUCCGGAGCCUGGACUUCGGGGAGCGGAAUGGCUACCUCAAGGGUGUCGUUACCGACGUCAUCCACGACCCUGGCCGCGGUGCCCCACUUGCCAAGGUGACUUUCCGCCACCCAUUCAGAUACAAGAAGCAAAACGAGCUCUUCGUUGCCGCCGAAGGCCUUUAUACGGGUCAGUUCAUAUACUGUGGCAAGAAGGCCACUCUCGUAGUUGGUAAUGUUUUGCCCCUUCGCUCUAUCCCUGAAGGAGCUGUUAUAUGCAACGUUGAGCACCAUGUCGGUGACCGUGGUGUCUUUGCUAGGGCUUCCGGCGAUUAUGCCAUCGUUAUCAGUCACAACCCUGAUAAUGACACCUCUAGGUUCGUAUCCGCGUUUUUUGUUGUUAUGUUAGAAUUUUCAAUUUUGAAUUGCUCAUUAUAAUUUACAAUUUACUGG
This is a messenger RNA of Vigna umbellata (rice bean), 588 nucleotides long. Its product is annotated as large ribosomal subunit protein uL2x-like. The record is from RefSeq and is a predicted model, not a curated record. Gene Ontology annotation, biological process: cytoplasmic translation. Gene Ontology annotation, cellular component: cytosolic large ribosomal subunit; ribosome. NCBI's taxonomy places the organism in Eukaryota, Viridiplantae, Streptophyta, Magnoliopsida, Fabales, Fabaceae. Gene Ontology annotation, molecular function: structural constituent of ribosome; RNA binding.